AAAUUAAUCAUGUCGGUUUAUUUGACAUUUACUUUGACGGUUGCAAUGAUUAAUAAGUGAAAAUGGCUGUCGUUUAGAUUAUUUUUUACAGAAUAUGUUUGUGUCGGGAACGCGAAAACCUUGGACAUAAUAUAUGUUUGCAGUUAUACCCCUUUAAAUUAAAUAUAGGACUUUAUGUUUAUUUCAGCUUGAUCUGAGAUGAAAAGUACUGAAUGUGAAUGGUUAAAACCCAGGAUAAAUGUUGGUGAACCACUGACAAUCUAGGUGGUAGAGCUUCAGAUUAAAAGUUCACAUUUUCUUUAUAAAUGUUUUAUCUGCAAAAAUAAUUGGAAAACAGGCACAAAACAAUUAUUUAAAAUAUUUGUUAAAUAAUAUGCAAUAUUCUUGUUACAACCGUGAUCAUUUCCAGUACUAAACAUCAUAACAUUGGGAAUACUAAAAACAAUAUAGGAGGAUUCCCCGGUCUUAUCACGACCUAGUUUUUGAUCUGAAAGAUGCAAACCGCUGAUAUGUGAAAUUAAGGUUUUAAGAACAGUCGACAACUUUAUGUAUUUUCAUAUUCAAUUACAUAUUUAGUUACUUACUUACUGAGUACAAAUUGAGAUAACAAUACCAAAAUACCUACAUGUAAAGUAAAAUUAUUUAAAGGUCACCUAGUUCUGUUUAUGUUUAUACAUAUUGGUCAUUGGUUUUUUAGAUAAUUGACAAUGUUUGAAUAUAUGCUUUUAAAAGCCUUUUAGUAUCAAUUUCAUGUGCUUAUUUGUUACUGUAUGAUAUUAAUUGAUAUUAUUGCCUGUUACAAUGUUGGAUGGAUUAUUUUUUUUCUGUGUUGUGGGAAAUGGUUAAAAAGUAAUGUUAUCUUAAGAGUGCAUCAUUUGUUUGCUGAUACGUUUUGAAUAAGAGAAAACUUUCGCUGUGUUCUAAAAAGGAAAACGCGAAAUAUCCAUAUCUUGUUUUAGCUAAUUUGUAAAUGCUUUGAGGCUAAAAAAUACUAACAAUGGAUUCAAUACCUGAUGAAGAUCGAAGGAAUAGGCUCACUUUACUUAAGAAUAAAAUUCGAGAUCCUCAAGGGAAAGGAAAUAUUGAUUCUCUUCUCGAUACAGUCCAAGCUCUCUACACCGACUGUGACCAUCCUGCCAUUAAAAAACUUAAAAAUGUGGAAGUGUACCUAAAUAGAUAUGAUACUCUCGCAAGUGAUAUAAUUAAUCUUCGUAUGAAAACUGAUGAUUUUGAACAUAUCAAAGUCAUUGGUAGAGGUGCAUUUGGUAAGGUCCAACUUGUCCGUCAUAAACAUACUAGACAGGUAUAUGCUAUGAAACGGUUAAGUAAGGCCGACCUGAUAAAGCGCUCAGACUCUGCGUUUUUCUGGGAAGAGAGACACAUUAUGGCUCAUGCAAAAUCUGAAUGGAUUGUGCAGUUGCAUUUUGCAUUCCAAGAUGCCAAGCAUCUUUAUAUGGUCAUGGACUACAUGCCAGGUGGCGAUAUAGUUAAUUUAAUGUCUCACUAUGAUAUUCCGGAAACUUGGGCAAAGUUUUAUACGAUGGAGGUAGUGCUUGCCUUGGACAUUAUACAUUCAAUGGGUUUUGUACACCGAGACGUUAAACCUGACAAUAUGCUCCUGGACAAACACGGUCAUUUAAAAUUGGCUGACUUUGGAACAUGUAUGAGGAUGGAUUCUGAUGGUUUGGUGCGUUCAAACAACGUGGUUGGUACUCCCGACUAUAUAUCUCCAGAAGUUUUACAAAGCCAUGGAAAAGGCAUUUAUGGAAGGGAGUGUGAUUGGUGGUCAGUAGGAAUAUUCGUCUAUGAAAUGCUGGUUGGAGAAACCCCGUUUUACGCAGACAGUCUUUUAGGAACGUACAAUAAGAUUAUGUAUCAUGAAAGCAAUCUAAUUUUUCCCGAUGAAGUGGAAAUUUCCAAUGCGGCCAAGUCUCUCAUACAGGGCCUGCUUUGUGAUAGGACGAAACGAUUAGGUAGAAAUAGUGUGGAUGAAAUCAAGAAUCAUCCAUUUUUCAUCAAUAGUGAAGGUUGGACGUUCGAUAAUUUACGUGAUGCAGCGCCACCAGUUGUGCCUGAGUUACUUGGUGAUGACGAUACGCGAAAUUUUGACGAUUAUGAAAAGGAUGAAACUCCAGAAGAGGUGUUUCCUGUGCCAAAUACCUUUGUUGGAAAUCAUCUUCCGUUCAUAGGAUUCACUUACAACUCAGAUUCGCAAAUGUUAUCAGGCGACUGUGUGGACAGUAAAGCAAAUAAUCAUAUUUUCAAUGACAAAGGUACUAAAGCUCAAGUUAGUAAGUUAGAGGCUUUAUUAGAACAAGAGAAAAAUAAUGUAGAGACUUUAGAAGCAAAACAACGAAUACUAAUAGCUCAACUGGACACUCUCGCUCAAAGAGAAGGUGAUCUGAGAGAUGAAAUUUCGAAAUUCGAAAAGGAAUUAACUUUGCUGAAACAUGGUUAUAAGGAAAUGCAGCGAAAGGCAGAUAUGGAAAGCGACUUGAAAAAAAAUACGGAAAAAUUGUUGACUGAUCUAAAACAGAAAUUUGAAGAGGAACAGAACAGAAGGACUAAAGAAAUGAACAACAACCAACAGCACAAUGAUAAAAUUCACGUGCUUGAAAAGCAGAUAAGUGAAAUGCAGGAAAAAUUGAAAGUCGAAACGGAGAAUUGCCAACGAUUGCGCAAGCAAACAACAGAACUCACGAUGGCUAAGUCAAACUCCGAAAUGAAAGUAAGCGAAUUUCAAACCCUCCUGCAAAACUUAGAAGUUCAAAAGGACUCGCUGCAAAUUGAGGUUGCUGCUUUACAAGAACAUUUAAAUCAAGAGAGAAAAUCGUUGGCUCAAGCUUCAGACAAUCAAUUGAUGCUCGAAAAUAAAUUAUCUUCAUUGAAUAAGGAGUUAGAUAAUGUGAAGCAGAAAGAAGGUAAAACAGCGAUGGAUAACAUACAACUGAGUGAGAAAGUGUCGUACCUGGAAAAAGAAAAUGCUGGGUUAAGCGCUGAACUCAACACUGCUCAAACAAUGUAUCAACAAGAAGUCAAAGCCCACGAAGAAACUGAAAAAAGUCGUAUGCUUAAUAAGGAGGAAGCUAACAUGGAAGUUGUGAAAGCAUUACAGACAAAGCUUAAUGAAGAGAAGAACGCCAGGCAGAAAGCCGACUUGAACUUCCAGGAGAAAGAACGGCAAAUAUCUAUGCUGUCUGUUGAUUAUCGACAAAUCCAACAGAGAUUACAGAAGCUCGAAGGAGAGCAUCGACAGGAAGUCGAAAAAGGAAAAGCGCUUCAUUCGCAGGUCGAGCAAGAGCAACAAAAGAAAACCAUAUUGCACUCUGAAAUAGCACAACAAACUCACGAGCUGACUAAACUAAAAACAAAGGAGUCUCAACUGGCAGCCGAUCUUCAACAAAUUCAGAGUUCAAAGAAAAUCUUGGAAGAAGAAUUGAUGAGGAUUAAGAGAAACUGGCAAAUGGAUCAACUGCAAAUGAAGGAACUUCAAGACUCUUUGGAAACAGAGCAAUAUUUUGCCACUUUAUAUAAAACUCAGACGCAAGAACUGAAAGAAGAAAUCGACGACAAGAAUCGCAUUAAUAAGGAGUUUGAGGAAGAGCGUGCAUCUCUCAAGCAUCAAUGUCAACUUGCUCUUGCGAGAGCCGAUUCAGAGGCUUUGGCUCGAUCAAUUGCCGAGGAAACAGUUGCCGAUUUGGAGAAAGAAAAAACAAUGAAAGAAUUGGAAUUAAAGGACUUGCUAGGGAAGCAUAGGAGUGAGAUUAAUGCCAAAGAAUCCGCAAUUAAUGCUUUGAAAGACCGUGAGGCCGAUCUGAAGAGGUUAAGCGAACAGCUGCAAAAAGAGAAAGAAGAUUUGUCGAGACAAUGCAAACAGUUGCAAGAGGAACUUAACAGGACUUCGGAUAAUAACGAUGAAAUAGAGAAACUUCGAGCUAAAUUGAAGACGGAAAGUUUAUUGAAGCAAACGGCUAUCAACAAGUUGCACGAAAUUAUGAACCGAAAGGACUUUAAGGAGAAACCCAGCAAAACUAAGGUUUCCAGCAUUGAUUUAAGAAGGAAAGAAAAAGAUCUCAAGAAAUUGCAGCAAGAAUUGAGUCAAGAGAAAGAAAAAUAUAACUAUAUGAUAGCUAAUUCUCAGAAGAGCAUUCAGGAUUUGAACGUACAAUUAAACGAAGAGGUGGCCAAUAAGCACCGUCUUCAAAUGGAAUUGGACAGUAAAGAUGCAGAAAUAGAACAGCUGCAAUUAAAAUUAGCAGCUCUGAAUAGUGAGACGGCGUCUUUAAGUUCUGCAGAUAAUGAAGGAGAUGAUAUUAACUCUGACUAUGUAUUUGAGGGCUGGUUAUCAAUUCCCUCAAAGCAAAAUAUCAAAAGAUAUGGUUGGAAGAAGCAGUAUGUCGUGGUUUCUAGCAGAAAAAUCAUAUUUUACAAUUCGGAAAACGAUAAACAAAAUACUGAUCCAGUGAUUGUUCUCGACUUGUGCAAGGUGUUCCACGUGCGAUCAGUGACACAAGGAGACGUGAUUCGUGCGGAUUCCAAAGAUAUUCCUCGUAUUUUUCAACUGCUGUAUUUGGGAGAAGGAGAAGCGCGUAAACCUUCGGAAGAACCCAACAACACUUUAGACACUUCUUCAGUUCGCAGUUUCGAAGAUAAGCAACCAGGUUUUAUUGCCCACAAAGGUCACGAGUUCCUCAACAUAUCCUAUCACAUGCCCACGGCUUGUGAGGUGUGUCCCAAACAGCUUUGGCACAUGUUUAGGCCUCCACCGGCGUUGGAAUGUCGAAGGUGUAGGAUUAAAAUCCAUAAAGAUCAUCUGGAGCGAAAAGAAGAUACUGUACCUCCUUGCAAGUUACACUAUGAUCCUUCUUAUGCCAAAGAACUUUUACUCCUUGCAACCUCAAAUGAGGAACAAAGGCAAUGGGUGUCUCGACUAAGUAAAAAAAUACAAAAAUGCGGAUUUAAGGCUAACAAUUCAAACUCUGACACUUCAAAAAUAUCACCUAGGGAAUCUACUAGAUCCAGUCUCAAGCCAUAUUUAAACGUCCCACAACGAUCGGCUACCUUACCAGCCAAUUCUUCAAUGGGAGGCAAAUGACAUACGGACUACAACCUAAGAGGUACACACUCUUACAAGAAUUCUUCCAGGUCCGUUUAUGGGCCUUUUUACAAACCGACUUGAAGUUUCAACAUUGCUUUGUCUGGAAAUAUCAUGCUAUGCAUAUGAAGCUAUAUGGUCUGUACAGUCAUUACCAAAUGCUUCGAGCUUGAUCAAGCACUGCUGAGAGUUUAAGUUGAUUUUAACAUGUGAUAUUACGUCAUAGUGAUAGGUUGGCGUAGGAAGUUGUUCAGUUUUUUUGAUCAGUUAAGAAAACUUAUGCUAGUUCUAUUUGACUUUCUUUCAGCUUCAAUUAUCGCUAACCAAUCUAAUAUAGUAUGGGCUAUUAUUUUAUUCACGCUCCAAAUAUUCGACACCGUUAUGUUAAAAAAUACAUUUAGACAUCAAAGCAUGGAAAACAGUCAUUAGAGAAGUUACGUUCUUAGCAUCAUCGAUUAAAUUAUAUUUAAUGGAAUUAUUGAGUUCAUUGAAGAGAUGAUGUGAAACCCGAAUUGUAAAAUUGUACCUUUUAAAAUCAGCUAUCGGUUGCUCCGUUUACGAUUUCCGAGCUCAAAAACUAAAUAUAAAUGUAAUAUAAAUAAACAAAAUUGCCGGAUUUGAGGCGACGAAAAUCCAGAAGCCAUUAUUGAGACCCCGCUAUAUCCAGAAAACGCACUUUUUUUUGUGCUUUAUGAUCUGGAAGACGUUUGGAACUGGUCGAAAAUUAGACAUUCAGAUUACUCUUCAUUAGAGCCAGCCGUGGCACAUUAUAACCCAAAUCAUAGUUAAGCUAUAAUGCCUUCAAUAAAGCCAGUGCCAUUACGUUAUCAUGAUUUUCGUGAGUUUUAUUUCAGUUUAAAGUUCUGUAUCUCUAAAGAAACGCCCUUUACUUACCAGCAACCUAAAGAUGAGGAAUAAAGAAAAUAAAUAAAAUAGUCAAAAGAAGUCUUUCAGUACGGCAAAAUAUGUGAUUGAUGAGCAGAAGAUAUGAUUAGCAGAAGCUUAAAUUGUUAAUGUACUAAAACCUGUUAAAAAUUGACUUCAUGGAUUACUCAAUUCAAUUUAUUAAGAAAUUUAAAAGGCGAAGAGAAUAUUACAAAAUAGAACGCUCAAAAUGCUCGCCUCCGAUCUCAAUUUAUUUUCAAUGCGACUCGCCUUUCUGAACUCAAUUACAAUUAUUUUUAGCACCCUGUAUCUUAGAAAGGAAAAUUAGCGGAUAUAUUUUUUCUGAAGAAUGCAGUCUGAAAUAUAUUUCCGUCGUUAUAUUACAACCUGUAUAUGGGAGAUUGGAAAUUGCCAAGACUAUUAACAGAAGCUGGUUUAUGCUUAAAAAAAUCUAUAUUAAAUGCAUUUCUAAACGUAGAUGACUCCCUCGUUCAAACAUUUUUUUAUGUCCAAAAUGUAUGCGUAGGUUGAAGCUGAAUUGAAGCUCAAUUGCAUAUUUAACUAAAUACUAAUAAGCUUAAUUCUUUCACCAGUAGAUAAACUAGCGUUUUCUUUACUGGCAAAUUACACGGUAAGUUCGUAAUAUAGGUUUAACCUAGAAGUGCCUACUUUUCAUUGAGAGAAACAGUUUGCAAUCUAUCCAAAUUAGAUAUGUAUAAGAAACAUUCAGCUCAAGAUUUUUAAAGUGAAGUUAGGACAUUAUAUUACGCCUAUUUAUCUUGGUGGAAAUUAUAUUUGAUGUCAUGAAAGGGAUUUUUUUAAAAAGUGCUUUUUUAUGAGCAUUUUAUUUUUGUAUACUCUAAUACUGGACCGUUGUUAAAGGGCAACACUCUCAGAUUCAUUUAUCAAAUGAAAAAUGGUAUGUGAUUUUACUGUAUAGUGUCGAUGAGAUAUGUAGAGUAGGAAUAAGCAACGAAUAGACAAGUAAUUGAAUAAAAGCUACUGUUUUCGUUAAAAAAAACGUUUAAGAAUGAAGGAAAUGCGUACUCAAAACAUGUCGUCCCCUUUACUCGAAAUACAUCAAUUCGUCCAAUUUCCCACUUCUCGACUCAUUAUUAGCACACUGUAGAUACAUUACAGUUUCAGCCAUACUAAUUUCUUUUUCAGCUAACGCUUAUUUUAAAAUUAUUAUUUUUACAUUAGCACAUCACUAUCCUUUUAGAGUUUAUUAAAUGUGAGCAUGAACUGGAGGAUACCGCUUUACAUCUAGUAAAGCGAUAUAAAUUUUAAUAAUUUUACUAGUAUUUUAUACAUUUUUAGUACUAGUAGUUUAUACAACUAAACUGACUGUUGACCAUUUAUACAUUAGAAAAACUUAGGACAGUAGAUGUGCUAAUAAUUAUAGCUGACUUUCGGAUCAUUAUACUUAACCGGUCAACUGUACAUGCCCAUUUCACUAAUAUGACUAAAAAUGCUACGGAAAGUUUUUUCCUACAUAAAUUGUUUUAAAGGAUUCUCACUGGAAGUAAUAAAAUAUACACAGAGGUCCGAAAAAGUUACAACUGUCUAAUUUUUUUUUCAAGUUUUUGACAUGGCGAGAAACCCUGAUCUAUUAAAAUGGUUUAUGUUCAGUGUUCUAUUGAUGGCAUGUUACAAAUUAUUCUUUGCUUAUUGUUUUGUUGUACAGCGUGACAAGUUUACAAGUAAUUCAAUUAUCUACGCAUAUAUUUCAACAACAACAAAUUGUAUUGCGUUGCGUCCAAACUUUUUGCUUCGCUAUUUUUAAAGAACUUGACUAGCUUAUUAUAAUUUCUUUAACAUGAAAAUCAUGCUCUGAAAUUUUCGGGAAUUGUUCUAAAAGAAACACAGGUCUGGGACACCCUGUAUAUUUACUAUCGUAAGUAUCGCACCACUCUGGUGCAUCUCCGGUUAUGCCUUUUCUUAACAUCAAUAGAGAACAGAACGAAACAGAAGACUUAGAACACAUGUUCAAAGUUUUAAAUGUCUUUAACACGAAAUAUGUGGAAACUGCAUAAAAUGAGAUAGUAAUUACCGCAUUAAAACAUUUUUUUUUUAAUUUUCAACUCUGUACAAUUUAAAAUAUGUAACUUUUUUGGAACCUUUUCAUAUUUUAAGAUCCAUUAACAAUAAUAAAUAAGUAUUUAUUAUUACUUAUUAUUAUUUAUUAUUACCUUACAUGAGUAUGUAAGGUGUUCUUUUACUUUUAGUGUCCACAUUCCUAUUAUCACUAUUAUGAAAUCUUUAUUAAUUUGUUGAAUAAUUGUUAUUUCUUUUGUUGUACAAAGUAGUCGGAGUAAUUUUUUUGCUGCUGUAAUUUGAUUUCAUUGCAGUUUAUUAUAUUAUUAGUAGGUACGUAACGUUACACACGGUUUGAUCUAAUAAUGUGCAUUGUGCCUUAUUUUUUGUAGAGUUCUACAGAAAAUGAUUCGAUUAUUUUUUGUAAUCAAUGUAAAUUUUUGCCUUAACUAUAUCUAGUAAGUAUACAAAAUAAGCCAAAAUAGGUAAUUUUAAAAUAAAUUGUUCUUAUUUAUUG
Messenger RNA from Dendroctonus ponderosae (mountain pine beetle), 8534 nucleotides. Its product is annotated as rho-associated protein kinase 1. Gene Ontology annotation, molecular function: ATP binding; small GTPase binding; Rho-dependent protein serine/threonine kinase activity. The transcript is spliced from 16 exons. Gene Ontology annotation, biological process: peptidyl-threonine phosphorylation; regulation of cell junction assembly; cortical actin cytoskeleton organization. The record is from RefSeq and is a predicted model, not a curated record. Gene Ontology annotation, cellular component: cytoskeleton; cytoplasm. The coding region runs from base 998 to 5095 and encodes 1365 amino acids. NCBI's taxonomy places the organism in Eukaryota, Metazoa, Arthropoda, Insecta, Coleoptera, Curculionidae.